Drosophila eugracilis is the source of this 1593-nucleotide messenger RNA. RefSeq names its product prolyl 4-hydroxylase subunit alpha-2. Gene Ontology annotation, molecular function: L-ascorbic acid binding; protein binding; procollagen-proline 4-dioxygenase activity. Gene Ontology annotation, cellular component: endoplasmic reticulum. NCBI's taxonomy places the organism in Eukaryota, Metazoa, Arthropoda, Insecta, Diptera, Drosophilidae. The coding region runs from base 1 to 1593 and encodes 530 amino acids. Gene Ontology annotation, biological process: peptidyl-proline hydroxylation to 4-hydroxy-L-proline. The transcript has 7 exons. The record is from RefSeq and is a predicted model, not a curated record.
AUGUGGCUUAAACUUACCUUUAUGCUUGGUCUGAGCUGGCUGGUGCAGGGAUAUGUUGAUCGUAAGAACUACGUAACAUCAUCGGAGGAGAAGUUGAACUUACUGGCAAAAGAUAAGGAGCUCAUUAUCCAACUCAAUAGUUAUGCCAUGGAGCUGCAGGACAAGAUCGACGCACUGCGAGGCAUAGCUAAAGCUUUUAAAAAGCCCUUGGAAGAAGCAAAGAACAGAGAAGACGAGUAUCUGUCCAACCCCUUUAUGAGCUUAACCCUCAUCCGGCAGAUGCGCGAGGAUUGGGAGCCGCUGGAGAAGUUCAUGCAGAAGCCAGUGGGCCUAGAUAAAAUUGCGUCAAUCGAGGAACUUCGCAAGGACCUUCCAUUGCAGGACGAUCUGACGGAGGCCAGUCUGGCCAUGUUUCGCAUUAUCCAAACUUAUGGCUUGGAACCCAGGGAUGUGGCCAGAGGAUUGGUAGACGGAGUGCAGUACAGUGGCAGCUUAUCAGCUAGCGAUUGCUACGCCAUGGGAAAGGGCUCCUUCAAGAUGGGCAGCUACCUUUUAGCCUCCAAGUGGCUGCGAUUGGCCAAGAAGUUGUUGGCAGAGCAGCCCCGCAAAUACCAUGAGGUGAUCGGGGUCUCAGAUAUAGAUGUUACUUUGCUUCUUGCUCGCUCUCUAGUAGCAAGUGGCGAGGAAUCCAACGCACGCGACAUCCUGAUGAAGGAUUCCAGGUUCGGUGGAGCUGGCAAUGCGCUCGCUCUUCACUUCCUUAAGAAUCCUCAAGAAUCAACCCCUGACUUUGACUCCUCGGAAGCUGAAGAGUCCUUUAAUCACCUCUGCAGAUCCGUAAGUCGAAGACAGGCAAACGAAUCCACAAGCUCGAGGCUUCACUGCCGCUACAACACCACAACUUCGCCCUUCCUGAAGCUAGCCCCCUUCCGAAUGGAGGAACUCUCUCUGAACCCGUAUAUAGUGAUCUACCAUAGCGUUCUCAGCGACUCCGAGAUUGAGAGCCUGGAAAGCAAGAGUCGUCCAUUUUUAGAGCGGGCCAUGGUCUUCCAUGCGGAAAACGGAACGGAGAAGGUAGCCCCAUCUCGUACCGCCGAUAGUGUGUGGCUUCCUUAUCCGGAAGCGGAUCCCGAAGAUCAGAGGCUCUUGGACCGCAUUAGUCGGAAAACAGAGGACAUUACAGGUCUCAGGCUGCAGAGCGGAAGAGAAAUGCAGUUCCUGAAGUACGGCUUUGGGGGUCACUUUGUGCCACACCACGACUAUUUCUCUACCCCAUCUCCCUUUUUACAGAGGGCAGGCGAUCGCAUUGCCACUCUCAUUUUCUACCUGAACAAUGUGCAGCACGGUGGAGCCACAGCCUUUCCCCAAUUAAACUUGGUCGUGCCAACUCAAAAGGGAUCUGCAUUAUUUUGGCACAACCUGGAUGGAGAGACGUACGACUUUGACCAGCGCACCUUUCAUGGCGCAUGUCCUCUGAUAUCUGGCCACAAGAUAGUAAUGACCCGAUGGAUCCAUGAGCUGGAUCAAAUGUUUCUUCUUCCCGCAAUGCUGCCGCCACGCAAUCGUAACUUUAGCCGCACAUUUUCUUAUUAA